GUAUUCAAAAAUUCCUGAGAUCAUCCUUAUGAUUUACCAGUGAAGAAUUUAAUAUCAGAUGUUAAAAUGGAUACAUCAAACAAUGUAGCAUGCGAUGGGAAAACUUUGAGGGUACUCAGAACUAUGGACUGACAAAUGAAGAGUAUGUUCCAGCAACCGUUGUUAACAGUUACUGCUUUGACUUGCAUCAUAAUGUUUGCUAAUAUGUUUGGAAUGUUUGGUUUGGGACUCUGGCCUCCAGAAAUCUUCGUGCGCUUUGACCAAUUCAAAAAACUAUAUCCCAAUGCCACUCCAUCCAUAUCGGAAUAUUUCAACUUUAGUCCAAUCAAAAAACGUUACUUGCGAAGCUACCUUUGAUGCCUCAGUAAUUUAUAACACUGUUGUGAUAGCUACUAGUUCAUUGGUGUUUAAUUUGAUUUGUGCUAUCCUAGCAACUAAGGUACAUUUUAAAGUUGUUCCACUAGUAACGAUGUUAAUUGGCGGUGCUGCUAGUGCCAGCAUAUACUUUUCAAGUAGCUCCCUUCAGAAUUUAGUUGUAGCUAGUUUAUUCUAAGCUAGUAUGAUUACUGCCAAUAUGACAAUCGGUAGUAUAGCUGUUGAGCUGUUUCCUACCAAAGUUGUUGGCAUAGCCUUGAGUUUAAUUAUGUGUUCAGGACGUUUUGGAGCUGUGGCCAGUAGCUUUUUGUUCGGUUAUUAUAUGGACACCCAGUGCGAAAUACCAAUUUUCGUAGUAGGAGCUGUAGUACUUCUAGGAGGUUUCUUAUGUUUCUUAGUACCAAAACCAAGUAAGGAAGCACCAGCAAGUUUCCGUAUGUCGCAUGAUAUUGAAGUGGCAGUAAUUUCAGCGUAUACGACGUGAAACUGAGAUGAACUUUUGUGCAUAUUUAAAAAUAUGUCUGUGUUUAUGUGUUACUAGUGUUGUAGUUUUAUUUAUUUUUAUAAAUAACAAAAAUAGAACUCGUAAGAAAAUAUUGUGUGAAGGUUUUAUAUGAUAUAAAUCAGCAUCGGAUUCGGAUUUAAAUAAUUGGAAUUGUUGCCAUUUUUCUAGUCUUUAAAAGCACUUUCGAAACUAUCGAAAGACUAGAAUUGAUAAAGAAGCUCUCAUAAUAAUGGAUUAAACUGCUAAACAAACAAUAUUUAACAGCUGCUAUUUUAUUUACUUAUACUCACAUGCGCUUAUCACCCUCCCUAUUACCGUUCUAUUACAAACAAACCUGUUGCCUCCUACAAUUGAUUUUUCCGCUUGGGACAAAGCAGGAGAUAAAUUGCUUGUUCAAGCUUCUGAUUUCCUGUUGAAAAUUAACUGAAACUGGAACUUCGGAAAACUUUGGAAGCGAAGCUGUAGCUAGAAAAGGAGUUUUCGUCAAACGUCAGCUUCGGCACAUGCAAUGGAGUUUCUAAUAAUAGUGCAGUUUCCAUUUGCUGGAAAAGUUACAGCUACAUACCCAACACUAUCAACUGCCAGGAAAACCCUUUUCUUUGAGGAGUUUCCAUGAUAAAGAUUUCUAGUAGCAGGAUUAGAGGACAUUUAUAAGAACUAUUAACUGCCUUGUGGAUAUCAAAAAUGCCCGAAAGUCCUAAAUAUUUCCUGGCAAAGGGCGAACACAAAGAAUGUUUAGCGAUCUUGAAACAUAUGUAUUCUAAGAACACCGGAGAUCAUCCAGAUGAUUCUCCAGUAAAGAGUUUAAUAUGAGAUGUUAAAAUGGAUACAUCUAACAAUGUAGCAUGCGAUGGGAAAACUUUGAGGAAACUUAGAACCAUGGGAGGACAAAUGAAGAGCAGUGGCGUGUUUACCAUACAUUUUCAAAAAGAAAUAUAUGAAACUUGUGAAUGGCUGACUAGUUCUGAAAUUAUGAGUCUCUCCUGUCCUGUACUUUCACCAUCUUUCCCCACAGCUUCCCCGUCUGUUAAAGUCUGGACACGCCACUGAUGAAGAGUAUGUUCCUGCAACCGUUGUUAACAGUAACUGCUUUGACUUACAUCAUAAUGUUUGCUAAUAUGUUUGGGUAAGUGAAAUCUCAAUUAUUUUAGCCUUCAUUGAAAUUUACCUUUCAUAUUCUAGAAUGUUUGGUUUAGGACUCUGCGUUCAAGAAGCACCAGCAAGAUUCUGUAUGACGCAUGAUAUUGAAGUGGCAGUAAUUUCAGCGUACGACGCGAAACUGAGAUGAUCUUUUAUGAAUAUUUAAUAAUAUGUCUGUGUUUAUGUGUUACUAGUGUUGUAGUUUUAUUUAUUUUUAUAAAUAAUAGAAAUUUUACUUGUAGGAAAAUGUUGUAUGAGGAUUUUAUAUAAAAUAAACUAGGAUCGAAUUCCGAUUUAAAUAAAUGGGAAACAAGUCAUUGUAUUGUUGUCAUAUCUCUGGUCUUUGAAAGUCCUACUUUCGAAACUAUCAAAACACUAGAAUUGAUGAAGAAGCUUUCAUAAUAAUGAAUUAAACUGCUGAAUAAACAAUAUUUACCAUCUGCUAUUUUAUAUACUUAUACUUACAUGCGCUUAUCACCCUCCAUAUUGCCAACAAACAGC
This is a messenger RNA of Ceutorhynchus assimilis (cabbage seed weevil), 2521 nucleotides long. NCBI's taxonomy places the organism in Eukaryota, Metazoa, Arthropoda, Insecta, Coleoptera, Curculionidae. The record is from the annotation of a GenBank genome assembly.